GACAGCUGUCGUCGGGUUUGUGGAGGACCGACGUCAGUGUUUGUGCUGCUCUGGGGAAGAUGGCGGAGGCUGCGGUUGUUCCCCCGCAUCGAUUUUUCUGCCACUGUUGUAAAGGAGAAGUCAAUCCCAAGCUCCCGGAGUACAUCUGUCCGAGAUGUGAUUCAGGGUUCAUAGAGGAAGUAACAGAAGACUCCAGUCUCCUAGAGGGUGGUGCAAACGGGAUAGAUGACACAGCCACACAGUUUGCAGAGCUAUGGCACCUGUUGUUACUGGAGCGGCCGUUUACAACAGACAAUGACACCCCUGACUCAGAACCCCGGCUCCCUGGAGGACGGCUGGGUGGUCUCAGUGACCUGGGGGGGUUGGGAGGGGGACCAAUCGGGGGGUCAGUCCCAGCAGGCCUUGGGGGACCUAUGGGGGGUUUACUAGGAGCCGGGGAUCACUGGGGACCGGGACGCCCCCCUCGCCUCCACAGCCAGAGAAGAUACCGGUCUAGAGGCAGCAGCAGGCCUGACCGCUCGCCCGCUGUGGAAGGGAUUGUGCAACAGUUUCUUGCUGGCCUCUUUGCCAACUCUGGAGUCUCCAGCUCACCUCCGCUCUCAUGGACAGGGAUGCUGCACUCUAACCCUGGGGACUACGCCUGGGGACAGGGAGGGUUAGACGCUGUGAUCACACAACUACUAGGUCAGCUGGAAAACACAGGACCUCCUCCAGCAGAGAAAGAGAAGAUCUCUUCUCUCCCAACUGUCAAUAUAUCUCAGGAACAAGCAGACUGCUGUAUGGAAUGUCCAGUGUGCAAAGAGGACUUCACAGUUGGAGAGCCAGUCAGACAGUUACCCUGUAACCACUUCUUUCAUUCAGACUGUAUAGUGCCAUGGCUGGAAAUGCAUGACACAUGUCCAGUGUGUAGGAAGAGUUUGAACGGUGAAGACAGCAGCAGUCAGCCCCCCUCAGAGUCCCCCUCCCUCUCCAUGGACCCUCGCACACAGGAGAGAUGGUCCUUCUGAGACGCCCCCCCGUUUCAUCCCUCCGUUCUCCCUGCCUACGUUCACCAACACACCGGGAAGACAAAAGCGCUUCUCUACUUCCCUCUCUUCAUCAGUUGUAAUCAUCUCAGUCUAUUGUUUCUUUUGUAUUUUUAUUUUCUGUUUCAAUGCCUUUCUCCUCCACCAUGUACCCCAUACCUGAACAGACGUCUUAACGCUCAGUUGAGGUCUGCUCGAUCUCUUUUUUUUUUUUUUUUUUGC
Messenger RNA from Limanda limanda (common dab), 1247 nucleotides. It is a transcript of the gene rnf115a, whose product is annotated as ring finger protein 115a. Gene Ontology annotation, cellular component: nucleoplasm; cytoplasm. Gene Ontology annotation, biological process: ubiquitin-dependent protein catabolic process; protein ubiquitination; positive regulation of DNA-templated transcription. Lineage: Eukaryota; Metazoa; Chordata; Actinopteri; Pleuronectiformes; Pleuronectidae. The coding region runs from base 60 to 1007 and encodes 315 amino acids. The transcript is spliced from 9 exons. The record is from RefSeq and is a predicted model, not a curated record. Gene Ontology annotation, molecular function: ubiquitin protein ligase activity.